Molecule: messenger RNA, 973 nt
Organism: Ochlerotatus camptorhynchus
Lineage: Eukaryota; Metazoa; Arthropoda; Insecta; Diptera; Culicidae
Product: phosphoglycerate mutase 2-like
Exons: 2
Coding region: 108-875 (255 amino acids)
Biological process (GO): glycolytic process
Molecular function (GO): intramolecular phosphotransferase activity
Source: RefSeq, a predicted model, not a curated record
UUUUCUUCAGGUUCGGAGUCCUUGUCCGGUUGCCGUGCCGUUAGUGUCCUGUGAUUAUCCUAGAUUAAAUUUCCAGUAAAAUAAUCUCAAAACAACUGCUGCGAACAAUGGCUGCUAAAUACCGUAUUGUGAUGGUCCGUCACGGUGAAUCCGAGUGGAAUCAGAAGAAUCUGUUCUGCGGCUGGUACGAUGCCAAUCUUAGCGAAAAGGGUAAGGAAGAGGCCCUGGCCGCAGGAAAGGCUGUCAAGGAGGGCGGAUUGAAAUUCGACGUUGCCCAUACUUCUCUUCUGACCCGUGCUCAGGUCACCUUGAACUCCAUCCUGACCGAAUCGGGUCAAGCUGGAAUUCCCAUUGAAAAGACAUGGCGUCUUAACGAACGCCACUACGGUGGACUGACUGGAUUGAACAAAUCCGAAACUGCUGCCAAGUACGGUGAAGAGCAGGUUCUGAUCUGGCGUCGUAGCUUCGAUGUCCCACCACCAAAUAUGGAACCGGAACAUGCUUAUUACAAUGCCAUCGUCAAGGACGAGCGUUACAAGGGUGAUCCAAAGCCGGAGGAAUUCCCAAUGGCUGAAUCGCUGAAGCUGACCAUCGCUCGUACACUGCCAUACUGGAACGACGUUAUCAUUCCUCAACUCAAGGCCGGCAAAAAUAUCAUCAUUGCUGCCCACGGCAACAGCUUGCGCGGUAUUGUGAAGCAUCUGGACCAGAUGACCGACGAAGCUAUCAUGGGUCUGAACUUGCCCACUGGCAUUCCGUUCGUGUACGAACUGGAUGAAAAUAUGAAGCCCGUUGUCUCGAUGAAGUUCCUUGGCGACGAAGAAACCGUUCGCAAGGCCAUCGAAUCCGUUGCAAACCAGGGUAAGGCUAAGUAAAUCAGAAGUGUAUGUUGGUGUUUUACUAGGUUAAUGGUACCGACUAUUAAAUUAUUAAACAAAAAUUAGUUCAGUAAUGUAACAGUAUCCAGUACUAA